AUGACUACGACUUCAUACAAGAAGAAUGCGGCAUACAUUGCGUACACCAGGGGAAAUUUACGACCAGACGUGAUCCUCCCUCCGUUGGCGAGAAACAAUGACGGCCUCAUUUUCCUAGCUCCAGGAGAGGUCUACUGUCGAUUCCGGUUUCAAAACGGAACCAUAUGUCCAAUUAAUUGGCGUUUCCCGACCUAUCAUGCCCUGCACGAUCACUAUAGUCAGGCACACGGAUUGGAACUCGAGCGUCUCAAGUCUGGUGCACUGCCAGCCGAUACUCGACGAGAUGUUGAGCACUGGUACAAAGCUCUCAUGGGGAACGUCGUGACUGUUUGGACACCUCGCAGUGCUCACGUCCGUGGGCACUCGCCUCCGCCCGUUUCGAGGCCCGACUUGGAUGGCAUUUAA
Molecule: messenger RNA, 405 nt
Organism: Ilyonectria robusta
Lineage: Eukaryota; Fungi; Ascomycota; Sordariomycetes; Hypocreales; Nectriaceae
Exons: 5
Coding region: 1-405 (134 amino acids)
Source: RefSeq, a predicted model, not a curated record